Messenger RNA from Cokeromyces recurvatus, 799 nucleotides. Its product is annotated as dienelactone hydrolase. The record is from RefSeq and is a predicted model, not a curated record. Gene Ontology annotation, molecular function: hydrolase activity. Bases 22 to 765 code for a protein of 247 amino acids. Lineage: Eukaryota; Fungi; Mucoromycota; Mucoromycetes; Mucorales; Mucoraceae. The transcript is spliced from 4 exons.
AUUUUAUUUUAUCAAAAAAAAAUGUCAUAUUCUAAGGCUUGUUGCUCUAUCCCACCUGUUGUCUCUGAUUAUCAACACACAGGUGAAAUGGAAACUUAUGAUGGACUCGAUAUUUAUACUGUCGGUCCUAAGGAUGCAAAGAACGCGGUCUUAGUUAUCUAUGAUGUCUUUGGUUAUCAUCCUAAUGCUUAUCAAUUCUGUGAUAUUUUAGCCAAGAAUUGUGGCUGGAAGGUUAUUAUGCCAGAUAUCCUUCAUGGUGAUUAUGCUACUAUGGAACUUUUGAAACAAUUCGAUAAAUUCAUGGUAUGGCUUAAUAAAGUGGGCACUUAUGAAGCUGUCCAUCCUGAUAUUGAACGUUCUGUUAGAUAUCUUAAAGAAAGUGGCGUCACAGCUGCUACUUUGGUUGGUUUCUGUUGGGGAGCAAAGAUUGCUGUUCAAUUGACCUCUGAGAUGCCCUUCUUUAUUGGUGCUUCCUUGAUUCAUCCUUCCUUUGUUGAUGUGAAGGAUGCUGAAAAAGCGGGUGCACCUAUCCUUGCUUUACCUACCUCAGAUGAGCCUGAUAUGACUGAAUACAUGGAGGUCUUGUAUAAGAAACCCUUUGGUAGUCAAUGUAAGCACCAUCGUUUCAAUGAUAUGCAUCAUGGUUUCUGUGCUGCUCGUGGUGAUUAUACAAAUGAACUUAAUGCUCAAAGAGCAAAUGAAGCUAUUCAAUACACCGUUAACUUCUUUACUGACUGCUUCAAAUCUGUUCAACCUUCUUUGUAAAAUAAUAAAUGAUCCUCUUUCUUUUUUUUUUUUU